AUGUGUGAUGGAGGCAAAUGGUACCGACAUGGGAAAGACAGUGGAGGCUCCAAGUUAGGUGGAGACACACCAACAGAAAGACAUCUGCAGGAACAGCAUGAAGGCAAAGACCAGCAGCUUGGUCAAGAAAGUGGAGGCUUCAAGUUACACAGAGAGGUGAAACACCUGGUGUCCGCAUGGGAACAGCAUGCACUCAUAAAGCAGCAGCAACACAGAGGCACAGAACAGCAUCAUGAGCAGGACAGUGGACACUUUAGGUCAGGUGGUGGCAAACUGACAGAAGAACAUCACAGGGUACCGCCAAGGGAACAUUUACACACACAGCAACAGCUCGGGCAGGAUAAAGGAGGCUCCAAGGCUCACAGAUCAACAGAAGUACACUACCAGGAAGACGAAUCAAGUCUCCAGUUAACAGGAGAUUGUUUCCAUAGGCUUGGCCUUGAAGAUAAACAUAAUAACCAACUUACAAGGACAAACUUUCUUGAACUGUCCCCAUCCUCAGUACACAGUCAGGAGCCGAGUAACGAAAAGGAACUGGUUCACACUUUUAUGCAACGGCUUUUGACAGUAGACUACAAAGCAAGACACAUCAUUAAUGCUGAACCUACAAUUCCAAAGAUUCAGCACACUGGAGGAGAUGUCUAUCAUGCUCUGUUUAAAAAGAAGACUGUGAACAGAGAACGAAAGCAGGACCCUAUUCACCCAAUGGAUGUUCAGAUGGCAGUUUUUCUCUGUGCAGAUCAUUUCCUUCGCCAGACCAUAGUGACUAAACUGCAGGAGUGUCAGUAUGCACUUCCACUACUGGUUCCCAAUCCCUUCACUGGAAAAAUUGAGUUUCCUCUGUGGACAAUGCGCCAAAUCAGCAAGAGCUGGAAGAGGACUGAUCCUUCACACCAAGUCACCAGCAGAACCAUGCCCAUGUACAAAGCUGAAACUCCAAUGGUGGCAUUCUUCAGGUUUGGCUCUGUGUCCUCAUCCAAGUCUCAACUGAUGAAUAGUCUGAUCAAUGAAAGGCACAACACGUUCUUCCACAGACACUGCCCAGGUAGCAGCAGAAACCGUCUACUGAUGGAUGGAGUGGUAGAGAUCACCUGGUACCUCCCAUCUGGGAAGAGCACUGAUCAUUUCCCUGACUGUGUAGCAUUCUGUAAUCUCCAUGGUGAUUCUAGCACCAAUGCGACUCAAAGAAAGAUUGUAACUGAAAUAGCCUCUACAAAUGUUGUAUUUCUGCCUAAACUUGAUGAGAAUGACAACAAUAUGGCAAUUGUGCAGGAGCUCUACAACUCCCCAAAACCCCUAAUUGUCAUUCUUACUGAUGAAGAGGAUGAUGAUGAAGAUGCUGUGUGUGAGAUAGGAAAAGGAAAAUACAGGAUGGGUCUGAGGGGUAGAAAUCAUUGUGAUGUGUCUGAUGCUCUCAGAAGUGUGAUCAAGAACUGUCUCUUACGAACAUCCAAGACUUUCAGGCUUGAGAACAUGACAAGAUUCUCAGAGCUCAGUUUGGAUGAACACAAUCAGGACUGUCAAAGAGGAAAGGAAGCAGCAAAAAUGAUAAUGGGAUUCCUGGAAAGAAAAGAUCCAACAACAGUCAAAGAAACAUAUCUGCCCUAUCAAGGAAAACUGUGGCAUGCCUGGUGCCAAAAGAACAAAGACCUACGGCGGCUUCAAAGUAUCAACAUCGAAAUAGAGAAUAGCAGAAUUCAAAAUGAAAUGAUAGAAAUAAGAUGUAAACAGCAGGCACAUGAAUUCAGUAAACCCAUGCAGGGAUUUGUUGGAAAUUUAGACUCUCUGUCUGUUAAUGAGAAAAUGUAUUUCCUCAAGUGGAUUAGGAUCUUAUUGGAUGAGUUCACAUCAAACAAAAUCUCUGACAUCCAUCAAGAGUAUGACAAAAAAUGGGCAGAAGUGUUGGCUUUGAAAAAAGAUAAACUGAAGGUAGAGCAGUCAAACCUAGAAAACAUCUCAAACAAACUUAAUGCUACCACCUUUGGUUUAGAGCACAUGCUCAGAGAGAUGGGACAGAUUUAUGAAGCAUCAAUCUCUGAGAAUAGAGGCAUGAUAAGGAAAAUAAUUCAAGACUUUACUCACCUGCCUAGACUUGCUGCUGAACUCAUGAGAUCUGGGAUUCCAAUGGAGCUGAUGGAUGGUGAUGCUGGUCACGUUCCUCUGAUCUGGGUUUCAGCAGUUCUAGAUGAACUCAUCAAGAUUCUGGGAGAUCAGAGAGUCUUUGUGCUGUCAGUCUUGGGGAUCCAGAGCUCUGGGAAAUCCACCAUGCUGAAUGCCAUGUUUGGACUCCAGUUUGCAGUCAGUGCAGGCAGGUGCACCAGAGGAGCCUUCAUGCAGAUGGUCAAAGUGUCAGAGGAGAUGAAGACAAAGCUGAAGUUUGACUAUAUUCUAGUUGUUGACACUGAAGGCCUGAGAGCAUUAGAACUUGCUGGAAGAGCAACCAUACAUCAUGACAAUGAACUGGCUACAUUUGUAGUGGGUCUUGGAAAUAUGACCUUGAUGAAUAUCUUUGGAGAGAACCCUGCUGAGAUGCAGGACAUCCUUCAAAUUGUAGUUCAUGCCUUCAUGAGGAUGAAGAAGGUCAGACUGAAUUCCAGGUGUAUAUUUGUGCAUCAGAAUGUGUCUGAUGUGGCAGCUAGAGAGAAAAUCAUGGAGGGAAGAAGACGUUUGCAGGAAACACUUGAUAAAAUGACCCGGUUAUCAGCCAAAGAAGAAAUGUAUGAUGCAGAAUGUUUCAGUGAUGUCAUAGCAUUUGAUGUACAGAAGGAUGUGAAGUACUUUGCACAGCUCUGGGAGGGCAGCCCACCCAUGGCUCCACCAAACCCAUGCUACAGCGAAAAUGUUCGUGAGCUAAAGAAAGACAUUCUUUCUUACGCAUCACAUACACAUGGCAUAAAAUUAUCACAAUUUCGAACACGAGUGAAAGACCUAUGGAAUGCAUUGCUUAAUGAGAAUUUUGUCUUUAGUUUCAAGAAUGCCCAGGAGAUAUCAGUGUACAGGAAACUGGAGGAGGAGUAUGAGAAAUGGACCUGGACUCUUAGGAGUGCCAUGUUGAGUAUUGAAGACAAAAUGUUUAACAGAGUGGCAUGUGGCACAGUGGAAACAAUUGACAGAGAAGAGCUCAAGAAUCAAAUUGCAGCGACCAUGGAAAAUGUCCAGAAAUCAUUUAAACUGUAUUUUGAAGAAGAUGAUGACAAGGAAACAUUGAUUCAGUGGAAGUCCAAAUUUGACAAACAAAUUCAACAUCUCCAUGAAGACCUUAUAAAUGAAGCAAAAAGAAAACUGGAAGACAACAUCAAGCAAACAAGUAUUCGUAAAAAACUGGACCAGCAGAUAGCAGACAAAGAGAAGAUUCUCUUUGAAAAGUGCAAAGAACUUGCUUUGAAGCUUAAAGAAAAUGGGAACAGUAACAAUGAUUCAGAAGCAGAAUUUGAAAAAAUGUGGGGAAAGUGGGUCUCUGAAUUACAUGAACAAGCCCCCAAAAUAAAAGAUAUGGACAUGUUGGAGGAUGUGGUUAACAUUCUGGGAGAGAUUCACGAAAGUGCCCUGGUCCAUGAGCGAAAAAAAUAUUCUGAUUACAAAAAUAUUUGCAGUGUUGUUGAUUACAAUAAGUAUGUCCUCUUGAAAAAGAGAAAUCUUUGGGAAAGAUCUCUUAAACCAGGAGAUCAAAAAUUAAUACAAGAUCUUAUUUUGAAAGUCACUGAAGAAGUAAAAAUAAAGGUGAAUUCAUUUCCAUUCGCAGUCCAGGGAUACAAUCCAAGUUAUAUCCAAGACAUUGCACGUGAUAUCAAAAAACAAGUGCAAAACUUUGACUCAAGUCAUCAAUCUUUUGAUUUGAAGAAAGAGUUUGUGAUUGAUCUUUCACUUUUUGUGUUUGAGGAUGCAAAACAUCUAAUUACAGAGCUGCAUGGGAAAUUCAAGGAAGCAAAUGAUCCCUUUUUAUACUUGGACCAAAAACAGAUUGAGUAUUUCAAAGUCUUUGAGAAAUACUGGCAGGGAGCAACAUCAGCAGCUGUGCUUGGAGAACAAAUCUGCCAUAAACUAAAACAACCAAUCAAGCAGAGCGUCUACAAUAUGAUGGCAACAUAUGUGUGUGGACAAAUGAGAGGGAAGCCUCCAUUUAAUGGGAACAGAGCUGAUCUGGAAAAAUACAUUCUGAGGUCCCUGGCAGAGCAGAAGGGAGACAAGAAUGAGAAGUUUAAGAAGUACUUAAAAUACAUGUUCCACCCGAGGUCCCACUUUGAAAUUUUUAUCCAAGAAAGUGUGGAAAAGUAUAUGAGAACAGAAAACCUUCAGGCAGUUUCUGUAAUAAAAGAGUAUCUGGAGGAGAAAGAGAGAAAUGUCAUAAGUGCAGCUAAAAUGGCAACACAUUCAAUGAUCUAUAUGAAUGUCAAAUCAAAUGCAGAUACAUGGCUGAAAUAUUUUUCCAACAACCUGGUAGAUGAAUUGGGAAACACCAAUAUUCACACUAGAGUUCUCAUGAGUACUGAUAUAACUGACUAUGACCUUCUUGUGGAAGUAAUACAGAAAGAACUGUCAAAGGUUGUCGAAGAGCUAAAAUGUAGCCUCAGUAAGCUUUCAUCCUUCAGACCGGAUACAUCCAGAGAAAGGCCAGAUGAGAUUCUGAUAAAGCACUUCUGCAGGUGCUGCUGGGAACAGUGUCCUUUCUGUGGAGCUGUCUGCACCAACAGUCAACAAGACCACACUGGAGAUCACAAUGCCGACUUCCAUCGCUCAUUGGGAAUGAAUGGACAGCAUUACAAGGAUUCAGCAGAAUUUUGCAUAGACUUUUGCACAACACUAGUAGCAAGUAACAAAUUGUUUUGGCCAUCGAGUGACCCUGAGAGUACAUUUCCUUACAAAGAGUACAGGCGGGCAGGAGGAACAUUUGCUAAGUGGGGCAUCUCUACUGAUUUUUCCGAGCUGGCAUACUGGAAGUGGUUUAUUUGUGAAUUCCAAGAAAACCUUGAAAAGCAUCACAACAAAACCUUCUAUGAUAGGGGGAAGAUUCCUGAUGAAUGGAAAUAUUAUAAUCAGAUAGAUGCUGUUGCAAGCUUAGACAUAGGACAUUGGUAA
This is a messenger RNA of Electrophorus electricus (electric eel), 5076 nucleotides long. Lineage: Eukaryota; Metazoa; Chordata; Actinopteri; Gymnotiformes; Gymnotidae. The record is from RefSeq and is a predicted model, not a curated record.